Molecule: messenger RNA, 408 nt
Organism: Cryptomeria japonica (Japanese cedar)
Lineage: Eukaryota; Viridiplantae; Streptophyta; Pinopsida; Cupressales; Cupressaceae
Product: 17.6 kDa class I heat shock protein 3-like
Exons: 2
Coding region: 1-408 (135 amino acids)
Biological process (GO): protein folding; response to heat; protein complex oligomerization
Source: RefSeq, a predicted model, not a curated record
AUGGAUCCAUUCAAGCUUCAGGUGUUGGAUGCACUGGAUCUCACACCCAAUAUGUUGGACCUAAUCAAGCCCAUUCAUAUUCCUGUGGAUUGGCUUGAAACUAAUCAAGCCCACAUCUUCAAAGCUAACUUACCUGGUUUCAAAAAAGAGGAUGUGAAAGUUCAAGUGGAAGAUGAGUGUGUUAUGCAUAUAAGUGGAGAACGUAAGAAGGAUGAGGUGGACAAGAAUGACAAGUGGCGUCGUUUAGAGAGACCACAUGGCCCUUUCUCUCGUCGCUUCCGCCUAUCAGAGAAUGUUAUGAUGGAUAAAAUAAAGGCCAACGUGACAAAUGGAGUGCUGACUGUGACAAUUCCAAAGGCUGCUGAGAGUAAGCCUAAGGUCAUGCUAAUCAAUAUAUCUGAAAAUUAA